This is a messenger RNA of Vigna unguiculata (cowpea), 1186 nucleotides long. RefSeq names its product peptidyl-prolyl cis-trans isomerase FKBP18, chloroplastic-like. NCBI's taxonomy places the organism in Eukaryota, Viridiplantae, Streptophyta, Magnoliopsida, Fabales, Fabaceae. The record is from RefSeq and is a predicted model, not a curated record. Gene Ontology annotation, cellular component: chloroplast thylakoid lumen. Gene Ontology annotation, molecular function: peptidyl-prolyl cis-trans isomerase activity.
CAUUAUCUUAUCACAUAGAUUUUCUUAUAAUAUUUUAUUCACCACUCAUUCCCGUUACUCCCCCAGCAACCAUAAUUUUCCUUUUGUUCUGUGACAAUCUGCAAAGAAUAAUACACAGAGUUGUUGCAGGCAUGGCCUCUCGUUCUGCUCUAGCUUCCACAAGGAUCCCCACAAACACCAGCUUCCUAUCCAAGGCUUCUCAUUCUUUCCCAACCCAAUGCACCUCAAAGCGAAUCAGGUCAACGAAAAUCGCCAUGCCACUCUCAGUUUCUGGUUCCAGAAGAUCCACGGCGAUUCUCAUUUCAUCGUUGCCGUUCACCUUCCUUCUGCUCUCUCCGCCGGCGGAGGCCAGACGCAACAAGAAGACAAUUCCCCAAGAGGAAUACCUCACUACUCCUGAUGGAUUGAAAUACUAUGAUUUGAUUGAGGGCAAAGGUCCAGUAGCUGAAAAAGGAAAAAUCGUUCAGGUUCACUUUGAUUGCUUAUAUCGCGGGAUCACUGCUGUAUCCAGUCGCGAAUCUAAACUCCUAGCGGGAAAUCGUAUCAUUGCUCAGCCAUACGAAUUCAGGGUGGGAGCUCCUCCCGGAAAGGAAAGAAAACGUGAAUUUGUUGAUAAUCCAAAUGGUUUAUUCUCUGCUCAAGCAGCACCCAAACCCCCACCUGCCAUGUAUACAAUAGUGGAGGGAAUGCGAGUUGGUGGAAAGCGAACUGUUAUUGUUCCUCCUGAAAAUGGUUAUGGACAAAAGGGAAUGAACGAGAUUCCGCCUGGAGCUACAUUUGAACUAAAUGUUGAGCUUCUGCAAGUUGUAGCUACGUGAAGACCAGAGUGAGCUUGACUCCAUUCUUAGAAGCUGUUGAUAUUUAACUUCAGAAUUUGUAUUCUAUGAGGCUGCGGCUAUCUUAUUCUCAUUAACCUUUUUUAUCAUUGUCUUAUACCCAUUGUUACAACAGAGGAAAUAAGAUACAGAAGAAAGAAAAUUUUGCAAUAUGAAAGAGAAAAUGAAGAAAAAAGGAAUUUUACAAAAAAAAUCUAAAAGUUUUCUCUCAUUCUAAUUUCAAAGUUCCAUGUUCACUCAUUUUCUUUUCCCUUGAGUAGUUUUUAAUAUGGCGAGAAGCUGUAUAUUUUUUCUUUUGAAACUGUAGUAGGACUCAUCCUCUGCAAAUUUAAACGUGAUCUUUCAUAUAA